Messenger RNA from Rhipicephalus sanguineus (brown dog tick), 1297 nucleotides. RefSeq names its product sodium- and chloride-dependent glycine transporter 2. Lineage: Eukaryota; Metazoa; Arthropoda; Arachnida; Ixodida; Ixodidae. The record is from RefSeq and is a predicted model, not a curated record. Gene Ontology annotation, cellular component: membrane. Gene Ontology annotation, biological process: sodium ion transmembrane transport. The coding region runs from base 362 to 1297 and encodes 311 amino acids. The transcript is spliced from 9 exons.
AAAUGGUGCUCGGAUUCAGUCCCCAGAGCAAAGAUCAAAAUUCGUACCAGGCCCACCUUCUGCUCGCCGUAGCCCUCGGCUGGUGUUGCGUGUUUGUCUGCGUCCACAAUGGCAUCAGGUCACUGGGAAAGGUCAUCUACAUAACCACCACGCUGCCGUUCGGGCUACUGCUCAUCAUACUCUCUCGAGUGCUCGCGUUGCCAGGAGCGUCUGUGGGGCUGAAGUUUUUCAUCGUGCCCAAGUGGAGAGAAGUUCUGUCUGUCACGGCUUCGACCUUGCCUUCGUGGCCUAUCCGGAAGCCGUGAGCCAUUUCAGGAACGCUUCCCUGUGGGUUGUCUGCUUUUACGUGGCGCUGUUCUGCAUGGCACUGAAUGCCCAGUGCGCCACCGUUCAGGCCGUGCUCAGCCCCGUGCGUGACGAGUUUACCCCCACCUUGAGACCUCGUCGUUGGGUGCUGGCCGCCACUGGGUGCCUGGCGCUCAUGUUCUUCGGUUUGCCCAUGACACGACAGGACGGAAUCUUCACAUUGAAGAUGUUCAACGCAUAUUUCGGGGACCUACUGCUGCCGAUGCUGGCGUUAUUCGAAACCUGCUUCGUCGUGCACGGAUACGGUUUGAAUCGUUUCUCUCAGGAUAUUUGCUUUAUGCUCAAGAAAUGGCCGUCGUUUACGCUAAUAUUUUCGUGGAAAUACGUUUGCCCUGCCAUUCUGCUGGCCAUUUGCAUCACAAACAUCGUGUUCUUCGAGAAACUCCACAUAGCAGGAUACGACUUGCCUGUGUGGACGACCUGCGUUGGCAUAACGCUCGUAUUCAUAGGCCUGGCGAUAGUAGUCGCCUUCUGCGUCUAUCACCUUUAUAUCUGUGAAUGGGACUACGACGCGGCGCUGGCGAUCAACGAGGAUUGGGGUCCUCGGGAUCCCGACGAGCACUUGCGCUACCUCGCCUUCCUCAAGAGCCAGGGCACUGAAGCUGCGGCCGAGGGGCAGAGUGAGGACACGACGACGGACGCUCGCAGCCAGGGACAGUCAUCCGGCGAAGAAGGACAAAGCGGCAUCCAGGCUGCUGUGGUCGUCGCUCUCGAAGAGACUCCACCGGAGAUAAUUGCUGUCUUGUCGGACUCACCGGCGAUGCCCACGGCGCCUGGAGUUCCUUCGGAGGGCGGCGCGCAGCGCUCGCACAGCGACCGGAACGCAGGACUGACGCGUACGCUGGUCAUCUCCGAGUCGGGUGUCACAGUCGUCACCAAUCCGCUGUCGGACGGCGAGGAAAUGCCACCCAAAGCCGCCAGCGUCUCCUAG